AUGGCUGAGACGACGUUCACAGCGUGGUCCCGAUCGAAAAAGUCCGCCGAACACGCUGCUGCGGAGAAGGCACUGGCAAUCCUCGUCUCCAAGGGCGUACUGAAGGCAUCGCCUCCUCCCAAUGGAGCCGAUGUGACUGCAAGACCCGGCAAGGCGAUCGACUUCACCAUGCGAGAGGUGAACUUCACGCCGGAUCGCUUGCGCACCCUGUGCUCUGCGGCAAGUUUUGGGAACAAAUCUGUAGUGAUCUCCGACACUUCAGGGGAAGAAACGGACUUGCCAGCAGUGAACGUGGACGCUCUCUCCAAGGAAGCAUUGCUGCUGGAAUUGAAGAAGGCCCAGCAGAUGAACCAGCAGCUCAAGGCAGAGCUCUCCCUGGAGCAGCAGCGGCGGAUGGCGGUUCUGACAGCCCUCAUCCAGGCCAACUGAGGGCGCCCUUUUCGAAUCCGCGUCGAGGCACUUCGAAAAUAAAUUCAGAAAUGAAAAACGGCCAGGCCACGGGCACGAGCUGUACACUCCAGAUCAGGGCGCGGGGCUUUGCCAUAAUCACAGCUCUGCUGCUGUGGUAAUUUGCUGAUCAAAAUACAUCAAUGCGGCGCUGUCCUGUGCGCAGCACCUUGGCUCUGGCAAAGAUUCAAGAGGCUCCGCACUUGCAUGGCAGAGU
Coccomyxa subellipsoidea C-169 is the source of this 664-nucleotide messenger RNA. RefSeq lists its product as hypothetical. Lineage: Eukaryota; Viridiplantae; Chlorophyta; Trebouxiophyceae; Coccomyxaceae. The record is from RefSeq and is a predicted model, not a curated record. The coding region runs from base 1 to 429 and encodes 142 amino acids. The transcript has 5 exons.